AUGAAGCUCAUCAGACACAUAACGUGUCGUCCGGCCGUUGUGAUUGCACCAUUCCUUACUUUGUUCGUAGGACUUUCUCUCUAUAUCAACCCGUACCGCCGAGUUCAUCACGGCCAUCCAACCCAAACUGCGCUCAGUUUGCCUCACAGGAUCCAGAGUUUUGAUGGGUCAUGGAAUUACACUAGAGAUGCAAACAACCUGCUCCUUACCCAGGCUCAGUGCGACCAGGCCUUUCCGGAUCUUUUCGUCGAAAUUGAUCGGGCGAGAGAUGCACGCUCUGACCGUCCGAUCACGGCGAGGGAGCUCGAUUCGGUUACAACACAAUCUGGAUAUGUCCGAGCUAUGAUCUAUAAGCAGCGACUUUAUGUAAUCAAAACAGGAGGAGAAUCUUUAUCGCGUGAAAUUGCGACACUUUUCGCUAUCAAUCGGGCGCUAGUUUCUACAUCGGAGCCUCUUCCAAAUAUUGAGUUCCUAGUGAGCACUGAAAGUGACAUGAAUGAUGUCCCGAUAUGGACAUAUGCUCGCCGCCCGUCAGACGAGUCCUUUUGGCUGGUCCCCGAUUUUGAGGGUUGGGCUUGGCCAGGGACUGAAGGCGAAUCCAUUAAGAACAUUUUUCUAGCGGCUCAACAUGCUGGACAGAGUGACAGUCGUUGGAAAAAUAAAAGUGCACAGAUCCUAUGGCGCGGAGAAGCAAAUCCGAGGACUUCCGUCAUGGAUCAACUUCUCACGAUUUCUAAGGAAAAGCCUUGGGCGAAUGUGGAAUUGGUCAGUGAAAGUCAGAAUAACGGCAAUGACAAUGGCCAUGAGUCUAUAUCAGAAUACUGCAAGUAUAAAUUCCUUGCUCAUAUUGAGAAGACUGGAUACUCCGAAAUGCUCAAGUAUCUCCAACUGUGUCAAAGCGUGAUAGUCUCUCAUAGGCUGGAAUCAAUUCAGCAUCAUUUUCACUUAUUGCGUUCAUCUGGAUCAAAACAGAACUUUGUUGAGGUUGAGCGAGAUUGGUCUGAUCUUCCAGAAAGGAUGGACUGGCUAUUGAAGCACGACGAUGAAGCGAAGCGCAUCGCAGACAACAAUGUGGAGGUUUUCCGCGAGCGAUAUCUCACGCAGGCGGCGGAAGUGUGCUACUGGCGCCGCCUAAUGCGCGAAUACUCAAAAGUCAGCCCUGAGCCGAAAUUUUUCACCGAAGAUGCUCUCAUCAAGCAUCAGAUUCGGAAACCCGCUGCGGUUCAUAUUCCGAGGCUUGCAAGAGCUUCAGUCUCGGGCAAGACUCAGCCUAACGUCAAAGGCGAUGAAGAAUACGAUUUUGAGGCAUCGCCUCUGAAUUCUGAAGUGCUUCAAAACAAAGCCGAGGGUGCUGGAAACCAAACGUCAACUAAUCAAACUUUCGAUGCGGCCACCAUCGAAAAACACAAAGCUGAUAUUUACGAGAGUAUCCUUCCAGAUGGGUCAAAGAAGGGAGUCAACAAAGCGCCAAAGGAUCAGGUUGAGCAGGAUGAACAGGUACCAAAUAUGGAUGAACUAUAA
Messenger RNA from Penicillium macrosclerotiorum, 1521 nucleotides. RefSeq names its product CAZyme family GT90. The transcript has 5 exons. The record is from RefSeq and is a predicted model, not a curated record. The coding region runs from base 1 to 1521 and encodes 506 amino acids. NCBI's taxonomy places the organism in Eukaryota, Fungi, Ascomycota, Eurotiomycetes, Eurotiales, Aspergillaceae.